AUGCUCUACGAACUGAUAGCAGUGGUCCGUCCGGGCAACCUCGGCCAGGUCAAAGAAAUCGCUCGUAUCUGCGGUAGACAAAUCCUCGACAACAAAGGUGUCAUCCGCGGUAUCAAGAACUGGGGACAGUUCGAUCUUCCCCGACCGACUGUCAAGCAUCAAACUCAGCACUUCCAAGGCCACUACUUCAUCAUGCAAUUCGACAGCAGCAUCAAAGUCCAGAAAGAAAUGCGCCGGAUCCUCGCCCUCGACCCUCGUAUGGUUCGCUUCUCCGUCGUCAAGCUGGGUGAUAAAUUGGGUGGUGUCAAUGGUGCCAUCGAGGAAAUCACAGGUCAGGUCGACUGGAACUCAACGCCGGACACGAACAUCCCUCUCGACACCUUUGAAAACUCUGGCAUCGCUCGAGCCGGUUCCAAUUACAGCUAG
Exophiala oligosperma is the source of this 426-nucleotide messenger RNA. Its product is annotated as ribosomal protein S6. Lineage: Eukaryota; Fungi; Ascomycota; Eurotiomycetes; Chaetothyriales; Herpotrichiellaceae. Gene Ontology annotation, cellular component: ribosome; mitochondrial small ribosomal subunit. The transcript has 3 exons. The record is from RefSeq and is a predicted model, not a curated record. Gene Ontology annotation, biological process: translation. The coding region runs from base 1 to 426 and encodes 141 amino acids. Gene Ontology annotation, molecular function: structural constituent of ribosome; small ribosomal subunit rRNA binding.